Messenger RNA from Drosophila nasuta, 1895 nucleotides. RefSeq names its product DNZDHHC/NEW1 zinc finger protein 11 (gene Dnz1). The coding region runs from base 382 to 1224 and encodes 280 amino acids. Gene Ontology annotation, molecular function: palmitoyltransferase activity. Lineage: Eukaryota; Metazoa; Arthropoda; Insecta; Diptera; Drosophilidae. The transcript has 3 exons. The record is from RefSeq and is a predicted model, not a curated record.
UAUGAUUUGUUUUGUUAAAUUGAAAAUUGACUCACAAGUUGUAACGUGUAAGAGCGCCGCUAUUCACUCAGCGUAUCAAGCAAUUUGUAACGUGUUUGGCCUACACACAAAAUUCAGGGUGAAAAAUUUGUAAUCGAAAAAUAGCAACAAAUAAAUGAACGCAGCAAAAAAGAAAACAAAAUGAAACAAUAAAUUCAAUUAGAAAAAGAAAGUAUUAACAAGUGGCAAGUAGUGUUAAACGUUGAUGCUGCUGCCAGCAGCAGAGCUGCGUUCAAUUUGAAUGGAAAGGGACAGCAGCAAAAGAAGAAGACAGCUUCGAUUUGUAAUUCAAUUACGAGUAGAAAAAAAAACAUAGAACAAAGUAUCAAAUAGUCAAUAAUUAUGGUUUUCAUACGUGAUCCGUGUGGCAUUGCUUGCCUCAUUGUCACCUAUGGCGCCGUGAUCUAUGCGGAUUAUGUGGUCAUGCGUUGGAUUAUACUCACAACGAUGCCAGUCAGCAUCUGGGCACCGUUCCAUGUGGUGCUCUUCAAUACGGUUGUCUUUCUGCUGGGCAUGUCGCAUCUGAAGGCAGUAUUCUCCGAUCCCGGCAUUGUGCCGCUGCCCGCCAAUCGUCUCGACUUCUCUGAUCUUCACACCACAAAUGCGGGCAACAUUAAAACCGGGAAUGGCAAUGGGAAUGGACAUGGCAGCGAGUGGACCGUGUGCACCCGUUGCGAAACAUAUCGUCCGCCGCGCGCUCAUCAUUGUCGCAUCUGUAAGCGUUGCAUACGUCGCAUGGAUCAUCAUUGUCCGUGGAUCAACAAUUGUGUCGGCGAACGCAAUCAAAAGUAUUUUCUGCAAUUCCUCGUUUAUGUGGGCAUCCUAUCACUGUACUCAGUGGCCUUGAUACUGGGCUCUUGGAUUGCACCCUGCACGGAAUGCAAUCAGAAUGUCAUUGAAUCGCAGCUGCGCAUGAUUCAUUCAGUCAUUUUGCUGCUGGAGUCGGCGCUCUUUGGACUAUUUGUCACGGCCAUUAUGGUGGAUCAACUGCAUGCCAUACUCUAUGAUGAGACGGCCGUCGAGGCGAUACAACAAAAGGGCGCCUAUAGGCCAAAUCGACGCAAAUAUCAGUUGCUCGCUGAUGUGUUUGGGCGAGGCCAUCCUGCGUUGUGGUUGCUGCCCUGCGCCAGCCUCAAUCACGCCUCCCGCUAUCAUGACACGCCGCUGCUGAGUCACGAUGUCUAAGAUAACACAGUGAUAAAAACAAAAACUCAUCAUUCUGCUUUGUCUUUUUUUUUUAGUUUUUAUAGUCAAGUCCAGUUUUUGUGUUGUUGUUUAAUUGUAUUAUACGCAUUAUUUAAUUAACACUUUAGUUGAUAAUUAAUUGCAUACUCAACAGAACAAACAAAAAUUGGAACAGCAACAGAUACUUGAUAUUUUUUUAACAAAGACUCUGUAUUUUUCUCUAGACCAGAUAUAUACCAAGCUAUAUAUACGUAUACAUAUACAUAUAUAUAUAUAUAUAUAUAUAGGUAAAUAUAUAUAACUAACUGUGUGUAUGUGUGUGCAACUAAAACAUAAUAUCAACUCAAAGCAUUUAAGCAAAUUCAUAUACCAAAAACAAAGCAAAAGCAGCAUAAACAUUUAAAAGCCAGCUCAUAUUAUAAGUUUUGUCAAUUUGUUUUAAUUGUUUGUCUUUAAUUUUACAUGUGAAUUGGCCAAUUCCAGCUGUAUAAACAAUUGUAUUUAGUUUACUCUGUACUGUAGUUGUUAAUUUUUAAGUUGGCCAACGAGAAGUUGUCACAAAACAAAAGCCUUAAUCUGCAAUUAUUUAUGAUGAUCGUGUGUGUGUCACUCCAACAAUCCAAAACACAAAAAGAAAACUCAGCUCUCCAAUAAAGCUAACGAUAUACAUA